This is a messenger RNA of Pseudogymnoascus destructans, 1349 nucleotides long. RefSeq lists its product as uncharacterized. Lineage: Eukaryota; Fungi; Ascomycota; Leotiomycetes; Thelebolales; Thelebolaceae. The record is from RefSeq and is a predicted model, not a curated record. Bases 496 to 1308 code for a protein of 270 amino acids. The transcript has 3 exons.
UUGAAGUCGUCGAUGUUGCGAUACGGCUCGUUGAAGCUAAUAUAUCACGUGAUCUUUAAAAGUGGCGUACCGGAAUUAUUGUCGGGCCGGUACAUAAGCGCUAGGCCUAAAGUGGUCGCGACCAUAAUCUUAAUUUUAUUGACGGCGAGAUUUGAGAACAAUUUGGAUUUUUUAGGUGAGGAUCGGAAUAUUUGAUUAAGUUGAAAGCGCAUAAGUCUAUUGCCAAAAUAUAAUCUUUGUCAUCUUCGAAUUCUAGAGCACGACUAUACCAGCGAUCCCCAACUCAUGGUAGGGCUAGUACGUCACCGCCGGAACCGAUCCCGACGCUCUUAGCUUGUGGGACCACACAUCAGGCGCGGCCAAAAAGAUAUCUCCCCAUAUAUACCCCAUAUAUACCCCCCUUCCAAACAAUCAUAAUCACCCUGCGCGCAUCAAACCUGAGAUACCCAAACCUUAACCUUACUCCAAACAUCCCAUAUACCUCCAGCGCCCAUCAUGGCCGACGAAUCCACCGCCCCCGCCACCACGGCGCCACCACCCUCCUCCACCCCCGAAAUAACACUCUACUGGCUCGAGCAAUCCCGCUCCCAACGCAUCCUCUGGCUGCUCACCGAGCUCUCCCUCCCCUACAACCUAACCGUCUUCCACCGGGACCCCAAAACGCACUUCGCCCCCCCCGAACUAAAAGCCAUCCACCCCCUCGGCAAGUCCCCUGUGAUCUCCAUCAAGCCCGUCCACGGCGGCGCAGACGUCGUGGUCGCGGAGAGCGGUCUCAUCGCCGAGUACCUGACUGAGCAUUUUGGGGCGGGGACGACGAUGGCGCCGGUGCGGUGGCAGGAGGGGAGGGAGGGGGUGGUUGGGGGGGAGACGGAGGCGUGGAUGAGGUAUAAGUACCUGCUGCAUUAUUGUGAGGGGAGCUUGAUGCCGUUGCUUAAUGUUUUGUUGGUUUCUAUGAACAUCAAAAACGCCCCCGUCCCCUUCUUCAUCCGCCCCAUCACCACCCGCGUCGCCAGCGGAAUCAGGACGAACUACCUCGACCCCAACUUCGCGACGCACUUCGCCUAUCUCGAGGAGCAGCUCAAGACCUCUCCAGGAGGCGGAAAAUACCUGUGUGGCUCGCACCUGACCGCAGCGGAUAUAUUGAUUAGUUUCCCCCUGAUCGCGGCGAAGGGACGGGGAGGGUUGAUUCCGGAGAAGAAGUACCCGCUGUUGAGGAAGUAUGUGGAUAUGUUGGAGGAGGAGGAGGGGUAUAAGAAGUCGAUUGCUAAGGUGGAGGAGGUGGAUGGGAAGUUUAGCGCUAUGAUUUAAGGGUGAGGGGAAAGGGAUGUAUUAGUAAUUGGAUUGGUGGG